Cucurbitaria berberidis CBS 394.84 is the source of this 831-nucleotide messenger RNA. RefSeq lists its product as uncharacterized. The record is from RefSeq and is a predicted model, not a curated record. Lineage: Eukaryota; Fungi; Ascomycota; Dothideomycetes; Pleosporales; Cucurbitariaceae. The transcript has a single exon. Bases 1 to 831 code for a protein of 276 amino acids.
AUGUCCCGUCGAACUUCCCAACCAGGCGAUCGCCGACAGGGCCUCACCCGCGAUCUCUACGGCAUGAUUGAUGAACAUCUCGCAUGGCAAAUGGAUCAAUCUGAACGCGAGCGCCCAACGUCCUCGGGCACAAUGUUCGUCGACUGGGAUGGAAGCGCGUCGCCUAAGAUUACGUAUCGGAACUCGAAGAAGCUAGAUGCAGAGCAGCCAGAGCCAGAGCGAGAGCCACAUGCAGCAGAGUCACAUGCACCCCGACCACCAGCAAAGUCCAAGCCGAAGCCAAAGCGUGCCACUCAGACGCUGUCUCGCCACGACUCACUCCUAUCCAACCAACGCACCUUCCGCAAGCAGACCGCCCCAGCGCAGACCAUCCAUGCCAGCAGCAGCAGCAGUGACAGCCUACAAAUCACCUACUACUCCCCCCCUCACUUCUCAAAAUCCACAAACACGCUCAAGGCCGCAGGAUACGUAGCCGGCUACGCGCCCUGCCUAGACGCUACGUACGAUUACAACGGGCGCAUCGUACACGUGCAUCGCGACGCAGCGAGGCGCGAGGAGAGGUUCUCGGAGUACUAUGCUGUGGAUGCGGAGGCGUAUUCCACGGCGGCCAAGCUGGAAGUCGUCGACGUUGACGCUGACGGUAACGGUAACGGUGUGGGUGCGGGUCCACCGAUAGAGGAGCGCAAGAAACGUGAUCGUGUCGUGGGGUUUGUAGAGAAGCUACUUCACAGGCUGGACAGGUUGGGCUUUAUGGCCAAGUUCCGGGCUGAGCGGCGGCAUGCUGCGGCGGCGGGGGGUAGGAGCUGGGUGGAGCACGGGUAUGUGACGUGA